AUGCAGUGCUACACGGAGCUCACUCCUCCAACCGCAGUGACACAUUCUUUAGCACUACCUUUCCUAUCGGCCUCCGCGAAUAACCUCGUCGUUGCAAAGACAUCUCUGCUGCAGAUUUUCUCGCUAAAGUCCGUCGUUACCCAUGCCAAUGACAGUCCAAGCCGCAUUGCCCAGAACGCAAGCCAAAAUCAGCGAGAGGAUGCCAACGGUCCCGACUCCUCCCUUCCCCAUUCUGCAACCGUGAAAGGCGAUCGUCAACAUACAACCAAGUUAGUAUUGGUAGCACAAUUUGAGCUCGCGGGAACUAUCACCUCUCUCGCUCGCGUGAAAAUCUUAAGAUCUAAGUCUGGUGGCGAAGCUUUGUUGGUUGCUCUGAGGGAUGCAAAACUCAGCUUGGUGGAGUGGGACCCAGAAAGAUAUAGCAUUUCCACGAUAUCAAUACAUUACUACGAAAGCGAAGAUAUACUGAGCAGCCCAUGCGAGCCUGAUUUGGGAUCGUGUGUCAAUUACCUGAGCGUGGAUCCAAGCAGCAGAUGUGCGGCUCUGAAGUUUGGGGUCAGACACUUGGCAAUAAUACCGUUCCACCAAGUCGGAGAUGACCUCGUUAUAGAUGACUACGAUUCUGAGUUGGACGGAGAGCGACCAGAUAGAAAGCAAUCUACCUCCAAAGCUGCUGCUGAAGGUGGUCCAGAUGAGAAGACGCCCUAUGCUGCAUCUUUUGUGCUAUCACUGCUGGCUCUUGACCCUUCUCUAUCUCAUCCAAUACACCUCUCCUUUCUAUACGAAUAUCGGGAUCCCACGUUCGGCAUCCUAUACUCGCAAGGAGCCACGUCGUCAGGCUUGCUUCAUGAGCGGCGCGACAAUGUUUCUUACGCAGUCUAUACUCUUGAUCUAGAACAGCGCGCUUCGACGACUUUGUCGUCAGUCAACAACCUUCCAUACGACCUUUUUGCAGUGGUACCUCUUUCACGCCUUGUGGGAGGAGCAUUGCUAGUGGGCGGUAAUGAGAUGAUUCAUGUCGACCAGUCCGGCAAAACCAAUGGUGUAGCUGUCAACGACUUUGCCAAGCAAUCUACAGCUUUGGCGAUGCUCGACCAGUCUGAUCUGAACAUGAGAUUGGAGGACUGCGUGGUCAAGCAGCUUGGGCAUGAUAACAGCGACUUGCUGAUUAUACUCAGUACGGGUGAACUUGCCAUCCUGUCUUUCAAGAUCGAUGGGAGAUCGGUAUCUGGACUCUCGAUACGCCGCGUGCAACCCACGGACGGUGGAAAUGCCAUCCAUACUAGUCCAUCGUGCGCAUCAAUCGUUGGGCGCAGUAGGAUGUUCGUCGGCAGCGAAGAUUCAAGUUCUUUAGUACUUGGCUGGUCUCGGAAAUCGGAACGUUUAAAACGGAAACCCUCUCGAACGCAGAUGGACAUUGACGGCGACGAGGAUGAAGUAGACGUUGAUGAGGAAGAGAUUGACGAAGACGAGGAUGACUUGUAUGCCGAGACAAAGCCUGAGACAAAGCGCCAGGAGCAAACCCUGUUAGUAUCAGAUGCCGAUGCGGAGGAAGAUUACACUUUUCGCUUGCAUGAUUCAAUGUUCAACUCUGGACCCAUGACUGGUAUAGCUAUAAGGCAUUCGCUCGCUACAGACACUAAUCUUGCCUUGAGGGCCCAGUCCAAUACUGAACUUCUGAUCGCGAGCGGGCGUGGUAGAGCUGGGGGACUUACAACGUUCCAGCGUAGGGUGACCACGACACAGGUAGAUCAACCCAAGAUCCAGAACGUACAUGGCGUGUGGUCGAUCUGUACGAAGCGAAGUCAAGAAGACGGCCGUGGCGUUAGACACGACAAAUACAUAAUUGCAUCCGUCACUAACGACACAGGUGACGAGAAAUCAGCAGUAUAUUCCAUAAGCCCCUAUGACGGUGGUAUUGUAGAAAUAUUGGAGACAGACUUUGAUGCAGAUACUGGCGCAACUAUUGAUGUCGGAACGCUGAAUGGGGGAACCAAGAUGGUUCAGGUUCUGCAAACCGAAUUGCGUUCUUAUGACCAAGGUGAGUCCGAUUUCAUAUUCAGUCGUCUUGACUUCAGCAUCAUUGCGGGACGGAGGGGCAACAGUUGGUGGCCAGGAAGCCAUACUACCGUGCUUGACGGAGCUCACCACACAGAUGGAGAUCACUAUGUCCAAGCAAUGGCGAGUCGACGACGUCACGCAAAGUGCGUAGUGGCAAACAUGGUGUUACAUAUGUCGAUCAUGUCUGAUAGCAUCAAUACAAUAUACAUUUCCGCCACCAUUAGCCCAUUGUAUCCACCAUGCUUGCAGUGCUAUAUCGACAUGUGCCCCGGAACGUUCGUAUUGAUCAAACAGCUAACUAUCUCAGACCUCGGUCUUGCUCAGAUCUACCCAUUAACGGAUGAAGAGAGCGAUACUGGACCUAAAGCCAUCAGCGCAAGCUUCGCGGAUCCCUAUGUCUUACUCAUCCGAGACGAUUCUAGCGCUGUUGUCCUAACAGCCGAUGAGAACGGUGAUCUUGACGAAGUCUCGCAAUCAGAAGCAUUCAAAGCUGUCAAAUGGUUGUCAGGCUCGCUGUACGAAGACUCCAAUGACAUCCUACGACUGGAAUACCCAGAAGAAAGUGAAGACGAAGCAGGCAAUGUGCUUAUGUUUCUAUUGAACGCAAAAGGAGGCCUACAGGUAUAUCGUCUGCCAAAUUUAAACAAACCCGUCUACCUCGCAGAGGGUCUUAGCUUCUUGCCGCCUUUCUUAUCCCCAGAGUUUAGUGGCCGUCGCUCCUCCGCCAAAGAGGCUUUGACCGAGAUCUUGGUAGCAGAGCUUGGAGAUUCCACCCAUAAAUCUCCAUAUAUGAUCCUUCGCUCUGCAAAUGAGGACCUCAUCAUCUACCAGCCAUACCAAUCACCCAUCGAAGGUAGUAAAGACACAUCACUUAGAUUUCUUAAGAUACCGAAUCCGCAUCUACCGAGGACGCCGAAGGAAGACCCCGCAGACGUCGAAGAAAGAGAACAAGAGCGGCGUCAGCCUCUUCGAUCACUGCAUGACAUUAGCGGCUACAGUGCAGUAUUCAUGCCAGGACAAUCUCCGUGCUUCAUCAUUAAGUCUGCGUCCAGUCCACCAGGAGUCAUCGAUAUGUGUGAUGGCUCGGUCAAGAGCCUGACUCAGCUGCAUUCAUCGACCUGUCAGAAAGGAUUCCUCUACAUCGAUGGAGAAGGCAUAACUCGCGCAGCUCAACUUUCUUCGCAAAGUCGGUACGAGACAGGCUGGGUUACAAAAAGAGUCCCACUUGGUGAAGAGAUCCAUGCCCUUGCCUAUCACGAGGAGAUGGAUGCCUAUGUCCUUGGCACAUGCACCAUCGUCGAUUUCAAGCUACCAGAAGACGAAUUUCAUAGUCAUUGGACUGCUGAAGAAACCACAUUCCUCCCUCAAGCUGAACAAGGCUCCAUUAAGCUACUAGACCGCAAAACUUCAUUAAUCAUCGACCACCACUCCCUCUCUCCCUCUGAAGUCGUAACCUGCGUCCAGACUCUCUCCCUCGAAGUCUCCGAACACACCCACGAGCGCCAAAAUCUCGUCUGCGUCGGCACCGCCCUGCUCCGCGGCCCAGACCUCCCCUCUCUAGGCAACAUCUACAUUUUCGCCGUUAUUCCCGUCGUGCCUGAACCCGACCAUCCAGAAACCGGUCGUGCCCUCAAGCUCAUUGCCAAAGAAGAAGUCAAAGGCGCCGUGACCUCCGUCUCUGGAAUCGGCACCCAGGGAUUCUUACUAGUAGCACAGGGGCAGAAAUGCAUGGUCAGGGGAUUAAAAGAAGAUGGGUCACUGUUGCCCGUGGCGUUUUUGGAUAUGCAAUGUUAUGUUAGUGUGGUGAGGGAUUUGGAGGGAACGGGAUUGUGUUUAAUGGGGGAUGCCGUGAAGGGGGUUUGGUUCUGUGGGUAUACGGAGGAUCCAUACCAACUCCGUCUCUUCGGCAAAUCGCCCCACGCAAUCGAAGUGAUAACAGCCUCCUUCCUCCCUUCGGACAAACAGCUCUACAUAGCCGUCGCGGACGCAGACUGCAACAUCCACAUUCUGCAAUUCGACCCUGAGCAUCCCAAAUCCCUCUCCGGCCACCUCCUCCUCCACCACACCACAUUCCACACCUCCCACUACCCCUCAACAAUGACUCUCCUCCCCUCCCCCUCCCCCUCCCCCUCCCCCUCCGCCACCGCACCCGUCUCGGGCCCAAUACUCAUAACGACCCAAUCCGGCUCCCUGGCCCUGCUAUCACCCCUCUCACCAUCCGCACACCGCACACUCUCAAGCCUGCAAUCGCAUCUCCAGAACACCCUACCGCACGCUCUGGGGCUGAAUCCGAGAUCGUACCGGCUGCCCAGUUCGGGGAGUCUGGGCAUGGAUGGAGGAAUGGGACGGGGAGGCGUCGUGGACGGGAAUGUGUGUAAGCGGUGGAUGGAAGGUGGGAGCUGGAGGAGGUGGGGUGGUGACGGAGCGGAGGAGGGCGAGGAAGGCGUUCGGAGGCUUUUGAGAGAGGUUGCUGGGGUUGGGAUUUUGUGA
Messenger RNA from Letharia columbiana, 4551 nucleotides. RefSeq lists its product as uncharacterized. NCBI's taxonomy places the organism in Eukaryota, Fungi, Ascomycota, Lecanoromycetes, Lecanorales, Parmeliaceae. The transcript is spliced from 8 exons. The record is from RefSeq and is a predicted model, not a curated record. Gene Ontology annotation, cellular component: nucleus; mRNA cleavage and polyadenylation specificity factor complex. Gene Ontology annotation, molecular function: nucleic acid binding; protein binding. The coding region runs from base 1 to 4551 and encodes 1516 amino acids.